Molecule: messenger RNA, 2032 nt
Organism: Hipposideros armiger (great roundleaf bat)
Lineage: Eukaryota; Metazoa; Chordata; Mammalia; Chiroptera; Hipposideridae
Gene: ZNF41
Product: zinc finger protein 41
Exons: 5
Coding region: 365-1969 (534 amino acids)
Biological process (GO): regulation of transcription by RNA polymerase II
Cellular component (GO): nucleus
Molecular function (GO): RNA polymerase II cis-regulatory region sequence-specific DNA binding; DNA-binding transcription activator activity, RNA polymerase II-specific
Source: RefSeq, a predicted model, not a curated record
ACUUGGUGUCUGGCGCUCCAUCACCUCAGCUCACCGCGCCCAGAGUGGUUAAACUCUCGCUACGGGCGACUUCUGCUUCCUGGCCUAAAUCUGACACGUACUAUUCCCCGGUGGCAACGACCCAGGGUCGGUGACAGCAGAGAACCCGGGCGAUGCCCUCAGCGGACGGGUGGACAAGAGGCUCCGUCAGGGUUUCUUGGAGCCUCGGCAGAGUCCCUGGACCAGGCCCCAUAGUGAAAGCUGCAGGACCUUCCCUCCGGCCCCAGAGGCUCUGGCUGAGUCCACUGGUGCCCUCUGGCUUCAAGCUCCCAGGAAGAGCAGAGUUGUCGGCAAGAGAGUCCAAGGGCUAAGGCCCAGUGGCAACAUGCCAGCCAACCAGAGCUCUCCUCAGUGGUCCCCAACCCUGGCUGCAGAGGAACAGGGCGGGUUGUGUGAGGUCUCAGUGUCAUUCGAGGAUGUGACGGUAAACUUCAGUAGGGAGGAGUGGCAGCACUUGGAACCUGCUCAGAGACGCCUGUACCGGGAUGUGACACUGGAGAACUACAGCCACCUGCUUUCCGUGGGGUACCAAGUUCCCAAACCAGAGGUCAUCUUCAAGUUGGAGCAAGGAGAUGGGCCAUGGAUGUUGGAGAGGGAAACCCCACAUCAGAGCUGUUCAGAUGAGGAUAUUUUGCAAACAGAACAACAGAGAAUUUCUGAAGAAGUUUCAUUCCAGUGUGAGAAAUUUAGUCAAGCCAUAGAAGAUUCAUUGUGUUCCAUUUUAGAAGAAUUAUGGCAAGAUAAUUACCAACUAGAGAGAUAUCAAGAAAACCAAAAUAACCCUUUAAGUCAUGUGAAAGUAUUCAUUAAGGAGAGAGGCUAUGGGUGUAAAAACAUUGAAAAAAUAAUUCAUGUGAGUACCAAGCUUGUUCCUUCAAUAAAAAGACUCCAUAACUGUGAAACAUUUGGAAAGAGUUUGAAGCACACUUUGAACUUACAUAAUCAUAAUAAAAGCAAUGCAACAACAAACUUUGAUAAGAUUUUUGAAAAUGGCAACAUUUCCCAUAACUCUUCCUCUACUAAGAAUAAGAAUGCUAAUACAGGAGCAAGUGCUUGUGAACAUAAUCAAAGUGAAAAACAUGUUGGCCACAAACAAGUUCUCAUCCACCAUCAGAAAAUUCAUACUGGGGGAAAACUUUAUGUAUGUACUGAAUAUGUAAAGAACUUCACCCAGAAGUCACAUCUCUUUGAGCAUCAGAAAAUUCGUAUUGGAGAAAAAUCCCAUGAAUGCAACAAGCAUGAGAAAGUCGUCACUCAGAACCCACAAAUUGAUGCAGCUCAGAGUGUUUAUACAAGAGAGAAACCCUAUAUAUGUACUCAAUGUGGAAAGGCCUUUACUUUCAAGUCAAAGCUCAUUACACAUCAGAAGAUUCAUACUGGGCAGAAACCCUAUAAAUGCAGUGAAUGUGGAAAAGCUUUUUUGCACAGGUCAGAUCUCUUUAGACACAUGAGAAUUCAUACAGGAGAAAAACCUUAUGAAUGCAGUGAAUGUGGAAGAGGCUUCUCCCAGAAUUCAGACCUCAAUGUACAUCAGAGAACUCAUACUGGAGAGAAACUCUAUGCGUGCAUUGAAUGCGGGAAAGCCUUCACAAGAAAAUCAACACUCAGGAUGCAUCAGAGAAUUCACACAGGAGAGAAACCCUAUGUAUGCACCGAAUGUGGGAAGGCCUUCAUCCAGAAAUCACAGUUCAUUGCACAUCAUAGAAUUCAUACUGGAGAGAAACCUUAUGAAUGCAGUGAAUGCGGGAAAUGCUUCACUAUGAAGUCACAACUGCGUGUGCAUCAGAAAAUUCACACAAGAGAGAAACCCAAUAUAUGUGCUGAAUGUGGAAAGGCCUUUACUGACAGGUCAAAUCUCAUAACACACCAGAAAAUCCAUACUAGAGAAAAACCGUAUAAAUGCAGUGACUGUGGAAAAACCUUCACCUGAAAGUCACGCCUCACUAUCCAUCAAAAAUCGCAUACUGGAGAGAGACACUAUGAAUGUAGUAAA